Messenger RNA from Drosophila melanogaster (fruit fly), 1949 nucleotides. RefSeq names its product absent, small, or homeotic discs 2 (gene ash2). Bases 105 to 1775 code for a protein of 556 amino acids. The record is from RefSeq and is marked reviewed. The transcript is spliced from 7 exons. Lineage: Eukaryota; Metazoa; Arthropoda; Insecta; Diptera; Drosophilidae. Gene Ontology annotation, cellular component: nucleus; chromosome; Set1C/COMPASS complex.
UGUGUUUGCCCGCCAACGGUCACUCUGGCCAGCCACCGAAUUUCUUGCGGGCCGCUAAUAUUUGUUUACAUGCUAAUUGUUGACUGAAAACCUUUAUCACUGCAAUGGAGGACAGCCAAAUGGACACAAGCUCGCCGACAGAGUCCAGCUCCGAGGUGAACUUCACUGCGGAGGAGGAUAAAUCGCAGGAAACGCGUUCCGCAGCCGGCGUUUGUUACUGCGGCAAGGAGCGCAAUCUCAAUAUUGUGGAGCUGCUGUGUGCCACCUGUUCACGCUGGGUGCACGAGACCUGCGUUUCCUACCAGCUUGGUAAGGGUAAACUUCUGCCCUUCAUCACCAACUAUGUGUUCGUCUGUAAAAAUUGCUCUGCCAGCGGAUUGGAGAGCUUUCGCAAGAGCCAGGCUACCAUAUCCCAGAUGUGCCACUGUGCCAUUGCCAACAUGCAGCAGGCGGCUUCCAGGGACGGACGUCGCCAGAUUCAGUUUAGCAAGGACAAGGAGAUCAUACCGUACAUCGAACAGUACUGGGAGGCCAUGACCACCAUGCCACGCAGACUCACCCAGUCCUGGUACAGCACCGUCCAGCGAUCUUUGGUCAAGGAUGUGCAGACCCUGUUCACCUACGAGGAGCAUGCGGAACAUGGCGCCAUGUACGGACUAUUCCAUCAGGAUCUGCGAAUCAUCAAGCCCAACUACGAGAGCAUGAGCAAGAGCGGCGCCCUGCGACUCACCGACGAUGGAUAUACUCAAGCUUCCCUCUCCAAAAACAAUCGACAGAAAAGGAAAUUUCCCGGCACGGAUUCGGGUCCCACGGGCAAGAAGGGUCGGCCCAGUUCCGAUAUUACGGCCAAUGUAAAGUUGCCACCGCAUGGCUAUCCAUUGGAACACCCCUUCAACAAGGAUGGCUAUCGUUAUAUACUCGCCGAACCGGAUCCACAUGCUCCAUUUCGUCAGGAGUUCGACGAGAGCUCCGAUUGGGCUGGCAAACCUAUCCCCGGCUGGCUCUACCGCAUCCUGGUGCCACAUUCUGUGCUCCUGGCGCUGCAUGAUCGGGCACCACAGCUGAAAAUAAGCGAGGAUCGGUUGGCGGUGACGGGCGAACGUGGUUACUGCAUGGUCCGAGCCACACACUCUGUGAACCGGGGAUGCUGGUACUUUGAGGUCACCAUCGAAGAGAUGCCCGACGGAGCUGCCACGCGACUUGGCUGGGGCCGGGAGUACGGCAACUUGCAGGCUCCAUUGGGAUACGACAAGUUCGGUUACUCCUGGAGAUCUCGCAAGGGCACCAAGUUUACCGAGAGCCAUGGCAAACACUACAGUGAUGCCUAUGUGGAGGGCGAUACAUUGGGAUUCCUCAUAGAGCUGCCAGAGGAGGCGUCGCUCGACUAUCUGCCCAACACAUUCAAAGAUCGGCCCCUGGUCAAGUUCAAGUCUCAUCUGUACUACGAGGAUAAGGACAAGAUCACAGAAACCCUGAAAAAUCUGCACAUCCUGCAGGGCAGCCGCAUCGAGUUCUUUAAGAACGGUCAAUCGCAGGGUGUGGCAUUCGAAGACAUUUAUGCCGGCAGCUAUUUCCCGGCCAUCUCGAUCCACAAAAGUGCAACGGUCAGCGUAAACUUCGGACCCGCCUUCAAGUAUCCCGAGGUGCUCGUCGAGCACAAAGCCAAGGGGAUGCACGAUCGCGUGGAGGAGCUGAUCACAGAGCAAUGUUUAGCCGACACCCUCUACCUCACAGAACACGAUGGACGUCUGCGCUUGGAUAAUAUGGGUCUUUAGUGGGAUAUGUCGUCAUACACAUGAGUUUUGGAGAACUAGUGUGUUAUUUUUGUAUGCACUAUACUUUGGAAAGCAGAAAUUUGAAAAGACUAUCAUCAUACUAUCAUACCUAAAACAUUUAAAAUUUACCACUUUUAAAGCAGAAGAAUUUUAAGAAAACACUCUUUUGAGAUC